Messenger RNA from Hyalella azteca, 1140 nucleotides. RefSeq lists its product as uncharacterized. Lineage: Eukaryota; Metazoa; Arthropoda; Malacostraca; Amphipoda; Hyalellidae. Gene Ontology annotation, molecular function: odorant binding. The transcript has 5 exons. The coding region runs from base 13 to 561 and encodes 182 amino acids. The record is from RefSeq and is a predicted model, not a curated record.
GUACCAAGUCACAUGACAUCUAGCAGCCUUCUGUUCACGACGCAUUUUGCCUUAGCCUUUUGCCGCGCCUUUACGUCUACCAACAUGAUGAAAUCUGUCGGUCUUGUCCUUCUUCUCAUAGCAACCUUUGCCUACUCCAGUGUUGAAGGCAGUUCAAACUGUGGAUCUUCAGUGGCGAAAGCCAUAUAUGAGAAACAAGUCCUCAAAGAUGCCUUGAACGCCUGCAAGUCGGAUCGUAUGGGAAGUGCAGCCUUGACUGCCCUCGCAGCCCAAGCUACCUGCAAGGACUACGAGUUCAACGAGGCCAAUGGCGGCAAGUGCGAUGAAGUUGCAGCUCCCUACAUGAAAUGUGUAGCUGGAAAACUUGGUUACUUGAAUUAUGGUGGCUCCAUCCACUACCAAAUGAUCUUUGACCAGUACAAGAGUUACGCCGUCGCUCGCGGUACUCUCUGCAAAAACCAGUACGACAACGGUGUGCGGGUCUGUGGCACUACCAUCAGCAACUACGCGUUCCUGGGGAAGGCCGGGUGCAUCAUCAAUGCGAUGUACCAGUCUGGGUGACCUGCACAAUCUGGCCCUCAUGCCUUCAUCUGAUUGGCGGCUUUGAAGUGUUCACAACAGGUGCACAAUAAUAAUUAGGGGACCACUUUAUCCAGUCAAUGCAUCCACGUGCUGUAAAAAUUGUCUAAUCCGAAGUUCAUUGUAAUUUGUGAAACAAUAAAUUCAAUAAAAUCCUACAUAAAAUCAUAUUAACAAUUAUUGUUCUAUUCAAAAGUGAAAUUGAAAUACUUCUGAAGAAGUGAAGAUUUCGCUUUGUACCAGUAUAUUUUGUGUCAAGAAAUUUCUAUUUGAUGCACUUUAAAUUAUUAUAAUUCGAGAGGUUCAAUGCCAUAUGGCUUGAAUAUAAGUUCAAAUAAAAAGGCGUGUUGCCAAUCAUUAUAAACUUGAAUAUAAUCAAAAAUCAUAAUGUUCUUAGUGUUCGUUGCACUUCAAAAUUAGCGACUUGUUGUUGUCUUUUAAACCUCUGUACCGGUUUUUUCUUCUCCUGGCAGGUUCAAAAUUUUCUGAACACUUCAAAAUGGGAACUUGGAACUUUUACACAGCUUGGACGAAAUAAUUUACAAUAUAUUAGGCGCAUGA